Molecule: messenger RNA, 2842 nt
Organism: Strigops habroptila (Kakapo)
Lineage: Eukaryota; Metazoa; Chordata; Aves; Psittaciformes; Psittacidae
Gene: LRRFIP2
Product: LRR binding FLII interacting protein 2
Exons: 17
Coding region: 505-2025 (506 amino acids)
Biological process (GO): regulation of DNA-templated transcription
Source: RefSeq, a predicted model, not a curated record
CAGUGUGGCUCGCCGGCCUGGUGCGGGGCCGGUGCCGGUGUGCCGCUCCUCGCCGCCCGCUUCUCCGUCUCCUCAGCGCUGGCCCCGUCCUCCUCGGCUCCCAUUUAACCGCUGCUUCCUCCCCGCGGCUGUAACCGCCCGGCAUUGAAGGAGAGGAGGAGGGCGGCCUGGAGCGGUGCGGCUCGUCUUUGCCUAAAGCUCCGGUCCUCCGCGGCCCCUCUCGGGGAAGGGGCGGGAGGGUGAAGAAAGGCAGCAGCUGCCUUGCUGCGGCCUCUGCGCUGUCCGUGCCCGGCGGGCACCGCGCUCGCCCUGGGGCGGCUUUUGCCUCCGUUCCUUGGAUUCUGGGCGUGGGGAGCGAGGGAAGGAAGGAGCCUGCGGCGAUUCCUGGACCCGCGAGUCCCUCGCACCCGUGUGAGGCGGGGAGGGGAGAGGGAAACAGCCCCUCUCUCGCUAUAAGGCGUUCCGGUGCUGCAGCAGGCUGGCCCGCAGAACCAGAGAAUAAAAAUGGGAACUCCUGGAUCAGGACGGAAGAGAACUCCUGUGAAAGACAGGUUUUCUGCAGAAGAUGAAGCUCUGAGUAACAUUGCCAGAGAGGCAGAAGCCAGGCUUGCAGCCAAACGGGCAGCUCGAGCAGAAGCAAGAGACAUACGUAUGAGAGAGCUGGAGCGACAGCAAAAAGAGGAAGAUUCAGAGAGGGCCAGGUAUUCCCACCGGUCCAGUCGACAUUCAUAUUUGCUGGAAGAAAAGAGUGAAAAGUCACAUUCAGAAAUCUUUUCAAGGCCAUCAUCUCGCAAUUCAGUAAGCGCAACUCCUCUGAGUGGCAACUCAUCUAGGAGAGGAAGUGGAGACACGAGCAGUUGGGUGGAUCCCGAUGCAUCUCUUGGUGAAUUACGGGAUAUCUAUGAUCUUAAGGACCAGAUACACGAUGUAGAAGGGAGAUACAUGCAGGGACUUAAAGAACUAAAGGAUUCGCUAACUGAAGUUGAAGAGAAGUACAAGAAGGCAAUGGUUUCCAAUGCUCAACUAGACAAUGAGAAAAACAACUUGGUUUACCAAGUGGAUACCUUAAAAGAUGUCAUUGAGGAGAAAGAAGAACAGAUAGCAGAGUUCUAUAGGGAGAAUGAAGAGAAGUCAAAGGAAUUGGAAAGACAGAAACACACGUGCAGUGUCCUGCAGCAUAAGCUGGAUGAACUUAAAGAGGGCCUUCGACAGAGAGAUGAAUUGAUAGAGGAGAAUCAACGCAUGCAGCAGAAUAUAGACUCCAUAACCAAAGAGGUGUUUGAUCUCCAGGAGACAAUUAAUUGGAAAGAUAAAAAAAUAGGGGCCCUAGAAAGACAGAAAGAUUACUUUGACUGCAUUAAGAAUGAGCGAGAUGAGCUCAGAGAGGAGUUGGCUGACCUGAAGGAAACAAUGAAGAGAGGAGAGAAACAUGGAUUAGUUAUAAUCCCAGAUGGCACACCAAACGGUGAUGUAAACCAUGAAUCAGUGGUUGGUGCAAUAACGGUUGUAUCACAGGAAGCUGCUCAAGUCUUGGAAUCGGCAGGAGAAGGACCACUAGAUAUCCGGCUACGAAAACUGGCUGGAGAAAAAGAGGAAUUACUGUCACAGGUUAGAAAACUGAAGAUGCAGUUGGAAGAAGAACGACAGAAAUACUCUAAAAGUGAUGGCAUGAAUCCAGAUAUCAUAGGCUUAGAGAAUGGUUCUGACUUGCAACUAAUUGAAAUGCAGAGAGAUGCCAACAGACAAAUUAGUGAAUACAAAUUUAAGCUUUCAAAAGCUGAACAAGAUAUAACUACCUUGGAACAAAAUAUUGCACGACUUGAGGGGCAGGUUACAAGGUAUAAAAAUGCAGCAGAAAAUGCAGAAAAAGUAGAAGAUGAACUCAAAGCUGAAAAGAGGAAGCUUCAGCGAGAGUUAAGAACAGCACUGGAUAAGAUAGAAGAGAUGGAGAUGACCAAUAGCCACUUAAUGAAAAGGCUGGAGAAGAUGAAGGCGAAUAGGACUGCGCUUUUAUCUCAACAGUGAAGUGGAAAUUGAAAACAUGAUGCACUGCUCCUUGAAUAACUAGCCCCUAGCUUGUUUUUAAAUACAGACUUUCAUUGGCACAAACUAUUUGAACACUGAGCUGUUCACUGGUGUUUUAGUUUCAGAAUUAAAUGGCAUACUUCUUUUUGUAACUUAUGAGAGAAUGAAAUGUAGUUUGAAUUCCCAUGUGAAUGACAGCAAUUUUUCUGUAGCGUUUGAUUCUAGAGUCAGAGCUGGAGCACAAUGCUGUACGUGCGACUUUGCGAUAGAAAAUGGUUUUACAGCUGUGGAAUCCAGUUUACUCACUAUCUCUUUUGGCUGCUUUAAUGAUGCUUGAUGCUCGGAGACAACUGCAUGAAUUCAAAAAAACACUGUAUUACUGUAUUAUAAACUAACGUAUAUUUGCUCAAGACAUCACACAGCACAAGUGCCUUUUAUCUGGUGCAAUUUAGACUUCAUUGUUGAAAUAACCUUUGAAAUCAGAUAACAUUUUAUUUUAAAAUACAUUCGGGGUAUUCACUAAACUUUGUACCUUUUUGAAAAUACAUUUUUGUAAAAUAUUUAAAUUUAUAAGAAAAGAAUAGGGAGUGUAUAUAAAAAUCUGCUUUUUUUUGCAUGGGCACAUCUGAGUUCUAGGUAACUUUGUCAAAUACUAGGCCCUGAUACUCUUACUAUUAAGAGUACAGAUUUUAAAACUUCUGUUGUACACCAUCAAAUUAUGUCAUCUGCUUAAGUGUGAAUUGAAAUUUUAGGGUGGGAGGAAGGGGUGGGAAAUGUGGCUAAGGAGUUUAUUAAAUGGACACUUUACUGACCAAAA